This is a messenger RNA of Clarias gariepinus (North African catfish), 7703 nucleotides long. It is a transcript of the gene ptprfb, whose product is annotated as protein tyrosine phosphatase receptor type Fb. Gene Ontology annotation, biological process: protein dephosphorylation. Lineage: Eukaryota; Metazoa; Chordata; Actinopteri; Siluriformes; Clariidae. Bases 424 to 6207 code for a protein of 1927 amino acids. The record is from RefSeq and is a predicted model, not a curated record. Gene Ontology annotation, molecular function: protein tyrosine phosphatase activity; protein binding. The transcript has 35 exons.
GACCAGACGUUUCUUUAAAGUUGAUUACAGCGUGGAGCGACACGGAGAAACUCAAAGCUCUCGGGGUUUUAACGGAUUAAAAACUGUCUUUUUUUUUUUUUGGAAACUUUUUGGUGUGGAAUAUAAAGGAGGAUUAUUUUUGCGCUGCUUUACCUGGAUGUAAAAGCGUGUGAGGAUCAUAAAGCGUGGACUUUCUUUUUAAAAUAACUAUUUUUUUUAGGAGUCCCACAUUUUAAAAGAGGAUUAAGGAUUACACGUUUUAGUGUUUUUUUUUUGUUGUUGUUGUGUUUUUCUCUCUUGACGUUCUUUUCGUUAAAGGAUAUGGGUUUUAGCCGCUGAUUGCAUAAGAGCAAGGAAGGAAAGAGCGGCAUCGAGGAGGAGGAGGAGGAGGAGGAGAAGGAAGAAGUAGUGCCAACCUGGAACAUGGUGCCUCAUAUUUGCCCCUCAGUGCCCUUGACGCCUCGCUGGCUUUGUGUCCUGCUUCUGCUCGGCUGCGCGGCCGCUAGCUCCCACGCCGACAGUUUGCCGAGCUUCAUUAAGACCCCAGAGGACCAGACGGGGAUUUCGGGAGGCGUGGCGUCCUUCGUGUGCCAGGCGGUGGGAGAACCCAAACCGCGCAUCACCUGGAUGAAAAAAGGGAAGAAAGUCAGCUCUCAGCGCUUCGAGGUGAUCGAGUUCGACGAUGGCUCGGGCUCCGUCCUGCGUAUCCAGCCCCUGCGCACGCACCGAGACGAGGCCAUCUACGAGUGUACGGCCGCCAACAGCGCCGGAGAGAUCAACACCAGCGCCAAACUCACCGUGCUGGAAGAGAACCAGAUUCCUCCCGGUUUCCCGAGCAUCGAUAUGGGUCCUCAGCUCAAAGUGGUGGAGCGAACGCGGACCGCGACCAUGCUGUGUGCCGCCAGCGGAAACCCCGACCCGGAAAUUUCCUGGUUUAAAGACUUCCUUCCCGUCGACAUCAACAGCAGCAACGGACGGAUAAAGCAGCUCCGCUCAGGCGGCUCACCGAUCCGAGGAGCUCUGCAGAUCGAGAACAGUGAAGAGUCCGACCAGGGGAAGUACGAGUGUGUGGCGACAAACAGCGCCGGGACGCGUUACUCCGCCCCCGCCAACCUCUACGUCCGAGUACGGCGGGUCCCGCCCCGAUUCUCCAUCCCACCCAGCGACCAGGAGGUGAUGCCAGGUGGCAGCGCUAAUCUCACCUGCGUGGCCGUGGGAGCCCCGAUGCCCUACGUCAAGUGGAUGACCGGAGAGACCGAGCUCACCAAGGAAGAGGAAAUGCCUGUGGGACGCAACGUGCUGGAACUCACCAACAUCCGCAAGUCGGCCAACUACACCUGCGUGGCCAUGUCGUCUCUGGGGAUGAUCGAAGCCACGGCGCAGGUUACAGUCAAAGCGCUUCCCAAACCCCCCACCUCCCUGACCGUAACCGAGACCACCGCCACCAGCGUCACCCUGACGUGGGACUCCGGGAACCCGGAACCCGUGUCCUACUACAUGAUCCAGUACCGCUCCAAAGCGUCCGACAGCAGGUACCAGGAGGUGGACGGCGUCGCAACGACGCGCUACAGCAUCGGCGGGCUGAGUCCGUACUCGGAGUACGAGUUCCGCGUCAUGGCGGUGAACAACAUCGGGCGCGGCCCGCCGAGCGACACCGUGGAUACUCGCACCAGCGAACAGGCGCCCUCGUCCCCUCCGCUGCACGUUCAGGCGCGCAUGCUGAGCUCCAGCACCAUGCUGGUGCAGUGGGAACCGCCAGAGGAACCCAACGGGCAGAUCCGCGGAUAUCGCGUCUAUUACACGACCGAUCCGGACGCGCAGCUCAGCGCCUGGCUGAAGCACAACACCGACGACAGCCGGCUCACCACGAUCUCCGCCCUGAUCACCAACGUCACAUACAGCCUCCGCGUCCUGGGCUUCACGUCCGUAGGAGACGGUCCUCCGUCUGACGUCCUGCAGGUCAAAACACAGCAAGGAGUCCCGGCGCAGCCUUCUGGAUUCGAGGCCGAAGCCGAACCCGACAGCAGGAUCGUCCUGAAGUGGCUGUGGCCCGUUCAAGAGCCGAUCACUCUGUACGAGCUGCAUUACUGGGAGGCCGGAUCUGACAACAAGAUUCGUGUCACCUUCAUCCCGGCUGGGUCGUACGCCGUGGAAGGCCUGAAGCCAGACACUCUGUACUUGUUCUCCCUCGCUGCCCGAUCCGAAAUGGGCCUGGGGGUCUUCACCAAACCCAUCGAAGCCAGGACCGCUCAGUCCACACCGUCAGCUCCACCUCAGGACGUUCAGGUGCUCAGUCUGAGCUCCACCAGCAUUAAGGUGAGUUGGGUGCCACCUCCUGCUGCCAGCAGGCACGGCGCUAUCGUCCGCUACACCGUGAGCUACCAGGCGGUGAACGGCGAGGACACCGAGCGGCACGAGGUGACGGAUAUUGGAGCGGAUGCCACCAGUGUUAUGAUAGAUGGGUUGGGGAAGUGGACGGAGUAUGUGGUGCGGGUCAGGGCUCACACCGACGUCGGACCUGGGCCUGAGAGCGCGCCAGUGCGCAUCCGAACCAACGAGGAUGUGCCUGGAGCUCCUCCUCGUAAGGUCGAGGUCGAAGCGAUCAACUCGACGGCUAUCCGCGUGACGUGGAAGCCGCCGCUCUCGGGAAAGCAGCACGGUCAGAUCCGCGGCUAUCAGGUGAUUUACUCUCGGCUGGAGAACGGUGAGCCGCGAGGGCAGCCGAACAUCAUGGACGUAGCGCUGCCUGAAGCCCAGUGGAACAUUGAGGACACCACGGAAUAUGAAGCCAUCAUCUCGGGCCUGAUCUCAGAGACGUCGUACUCGGUUACGGUAGCGGCGUACACCACGCGAGGAGACGGAGCGCGGAGCAAAGCCAAGGUCAUCAAGACCACGGGAGCAGUUCCUGGCAAGCCCACCAUGCUCAUUAGCAUUACCGUCGGCAACACCGCCCUCAUCCAGUGGCAGCCACCGAAGGACCUGCCCGGCGAGCUGAUUGGCUACCGUUUACGCUACAAGCGCGUGGACGAGGAAUCGUUCACAGUGCAUAACUUCGGGAGCUUGGACGACCACUACACGGCGACGGGUCUCUUCAAAGGUGCCACAUACAGCUUCCACUUGAGCGGCAAAAACCGCGCAGGCACCGGAGAAGAAUUUGUCAAGAAUAUCAGCACGCAGGAGGAAGCUCCCAGUGGAUUCCCGCUAAACCUGAGUGUGGUGGGACUGACCACCACGACCACCCGGCUGACGUGGGCACCACCGGCUCCGGCCGAGCGAAACGGACGGAUCACUCAUUAUAUCGUCGUUUACAGAGACAUCAACAGCCAGCAGAACAGCACCAAUCGUACCACGGAGACGCAAAUGACGCUGCACGACCUUCGACCUGACACAACCUACGACAUCCGCAUCCAAGCAUUCACCAGCAAGGGCGGCGGACCCAUAAGCCCCAGCAUCCAGAGCAGGACCAUGGCCACGUCACCAGCUUUUGCAACAAGUUUUGGCGUCAAAGCGGUGAUGAAGACGUCCGUCCUUCUGACCUGGGAGCUUCCAGAGAACUUCAAGUCUCAAGGGCUUUUUAAGAUCCUGUACAAUCAGCAGAGCGUAGAGGUUCGGGGCGACACGAAGAGGAAGCUGAUCACAGGCCUGAAGCCCGACACUAAUUACUCCUUCGUGUUAAUGAGUCGAGGGAACAGCGCCGGGGGACUUCAGCAGCAGGUCUCCAUCCGAACCGCUCCAGAUAUCCUUAAAACCAAACCCGUCCUCUUCAGAACCGAGGAGAACAGCAGCGGGAAAAUUACCAUCAACCUUCCCAAUGUGGCGACAUCAUCACCGAUCAGUUGGUAUUACAUCGUGGUCGUGCCCGGAUCGCUGACGUCGUCACGCAGGUGGGAUAAUCCAGAUGAAAUGGACCUUGAUGAGCUUCUGAAGUUCGGCACAGUUCCCCCUACCGGGCUCCGGCGCCGCCGGCGUUACGCUGAAGUAGGAGCGUACAUCGCGGCCAAGCUGGAGGUCCUCCCCGAGAAGUUCACGCUCGGAGACGAGCAAAACUACAACGGCUUCUACAACCGGCCGGUGCCUAGCAACCAGCCGUACCAGUGCUUCGUCAUGGCCGAGAUGAAGGAGCAGCACCUCCCCAACGCCAACGAGAAGCAGCGCGUGUUCUCGUCCAGCCCGUACUCGGACCCGGUGAUGGUGGAGAGCGGCAUUUUGCCUCGCACCGUGGAAUCUCCUGAGAUGUUGUGGGUGAUGGGGCCGGUCCUCGCCGUGGUGCUCAUCGUCAGCAUCGUCAUCGCCAUCAUCCUCUUCAAAAGGAAGCGAGCGUCUCCGCUGCCUAAAGACGAACACUUGAGCGGGGUGAAGGACUCCCUCCUGGCCAACUCGUCUGAUCCCGUGGAAAUGAGGAGAAUCAACUAUCAGACCCCAGGUCCCAGCACUUCCUGCUGCCUCGACACUCCAAGAAUGAGAGAACAUCCUCCCAUCUCCGUGUGCGAGCUGGCCGACCACAUCGAGCGGCUCAAAGCCAACGACAGUCUGCGCUUCUCGCAGGAGUACGAGUCCAUCGAUCCUGGGCAGCAGUUUACCUGGGAGAACUCCAACAUGGAGGUGAACAAACCGAAAAACCGCUACGCUAAUGUCAUCGCCUACGAUCACUCCCGAGUCGUGCUGACCUCCGUGGACGGUGUCCCUGGGAGCGACUACAUCAACGCGAACUACAUCGAUGGCUACCGUAAGCAGAACGCCUACAUCGCUACGCAGGGCCCUCUGCCCGAGACGCUCAGCGAUUUCUGGAGGCUGGUGUGGGAGCAGAGAACCAGCACCAUCGUCAUGAUGACCCGACUGGAGGAGAAGUCACGGGUGAAGUGUGAUCAGUACUGGCCGGUUCGUGGAACAGAAACGUACGGGAUGAUCCAGGUGACCAUGCUGGACACGGUGGAACUGGCGACCUACAGCGUGCGUACGUUCGCGCUUUAUAAGAACGGCUCCAGUGAGAAGCGUGAGGUGAGACAGUUCCAGUUCAUGGCGUGGCCGGAUCACGGCGUGCCCGAGUACCCCACACCCAUCCUGGCCUUCCUGCGCAGGGUCAAAGCCUGUAACCCUCCUGACGCCGGGCCCAUGGUGGUGCACUGCAGCGCUGGCGUGGGUCGGACCGGCUGCCUCAUCGUGAUCGACGCCAUGCUGGAGCGCAUGAAGCACGAGAAGACGGUGGACAUUUACGGUCACGUGACGUGCAUGCGCUCCCAGAGAAACUACAUGGUGCAGACGGAGGAUCAGUACAUCUUCAUCCACGAGGCGCUGCUGGAGGCGGCGACCUGCGGCGUCACCGAGGUCCCGGCACGAAACCUCUACACACACAUCCAAAAACUCAGCCAGCCGCCGCCUGGGGAGACCGUCAGCGCCAUGGAGCUCGAGUUUAAGAGGCUGGCCAACUCCAAAGCUCACACGUCACGCUUCAUCAGUGCCAACCUGCCGUGCAACAAGUUCAAGAACCGCCUGGUGAACAUCAUGCCCUUCGAGUCGACGCGUGUGUGUCUGCAGCCCAUCAGAGGGGUCGAGGGGUCGGACUACAUCAACGCCAGCUGCAUCGACGGCUACAGACAACAGAAAGCGUACAUCGCCACUCAGGGUCCUCUGGCUGAGACCACGGAGGAUUUCUGGAGGAUGCUGUGGGAGCACAACUCCACCAUCGUGGUGAUGCUGACCAAACUCCGCGAGAUGGGACGGGAGAAGUGUCAUCAGUACUGGCCGGCCGAGCGCUCCGCCCGGUAUCAGUACUUCGUGGUCGACCCCAUGGCCGAGUACAACAUGCCUCAGUACAUCCUGCGGGAGUUUAAAGUCACAGACGCCAGGGACGGACAGUCGCGGACGAUCCGACAGUUCCAGUUCACCGAUUGGCCGGAGCAGGGUGUGCCCAAGACCGGGGAGGGGUUCAUCGACUUCAUCGGCCAAGUGCACAAGACCAAGGAGCAGUUCGGUCAGGACGGACCAAUCACUGUGCACUGCAGUGCGGGAGUGGGCAGGACCGGAGUGUUUAUUACUCUCAGCAUCGUUCUGGAGAGGAUGAGAUAUGAAGGAGUGGUGGAUUUGUUCCAGACGGUUAAAACUCUGCGCACUCAGAGACCAGCCAUGGUGCAGACAGAGGACCAGUACCAGCUGUGUUACCGAGCAGCUCUGGAGUAUCUGGGGAGUUUCGACCAUUAUGCAACGUAACGCUGCGGGACUUCAGCUACCGGGAACAACAACACUGACACACACACACACACAGCUUCUUUCCUGAAUGACUUUCAUUUAGAUUCAGCAGCUCUGAACUCUUAAUUAAACACACACACACACACACACACACACACACAGAGACAAAACAGCUACUGGUAGCGUUCCUUGUUGUUUUAAAUCAUUCUAAAAGUUUUAUUCUGACUUUUAUUUAGAUGUUUAACAGCCUCGUCAUCUCAUUUUCUGUUUCCUUUUUCAACGAAAAAAAGCGGUACAUUUUUUUUUAAACUGUAAUUUUAAUUGUAAAUUUAUUUCCAGUUAAUUUUUUGUCGUUGUUGUUUGUUUUCGCGGUUAUUUUAGCACACAGGGCGUGUGAGUUUUAACACAAACUAACACGAGAGGACCACUGUUCUCAGAGCUGCUGUCGGACUUCAAUGGUAACGCCGUUUUAUUACUUUUUCAUUUCGUUUAUAUAUAAUUUGUAAUUUUUAUUAUUUUUAUUGUUGUUAUUAUUAUUUAGUAAAUCACAGCGAGUUUAACUUUGUUUCUUUUGUAGAAAGAAAAAACUAUCGAGGGUUAAAAAACAAAGUCGACAGAUACAGAUACGUACAGUAACACUAAAGACGCGCCGCGGCGUGAAAAAAGGCGCGCGCCGAUAUUCGAGUUCUUUUCAUAUCGCGAUAUCAUGAUCUCGGUGUCUUUUGUUAGAAUUUAAUAAAAAUAAAUAAAAAAUAAUAAAUAAUAAAAAAUUGGACAGAGCCAGGUCAUGUGACCGGCACCUCCUGUGGAAUUUUCUUUUUGUUCGCUAACGUGUUAAAUAAUCGCGAUAUGUCUGAUUAUCAGCGCGCGCCUUUUCCCGCGGCGUGACGCUCUAUAAACCCGACUAACGCUACGUUUUUGAUCCUGAUUUCUCAUGUGUACAGUAUUAACCACUCCACAAGUGAACUUUUUAUACAGAAGUAAAUAUAUAUAUAUAUAUAUAUAUAUAAAUAUACACAUAUAAAUAUGAGAAAUUAUAAAUAUUAUUCAUAUAGUCUAUAUACAGCUACGGAGACGUGAUCAGGCGUCAGUUCUCCGGACGAACGUGAUGGAGACGUGCCGCCUACAGAGAGACUGCGGGGGGGCCAAUCUGUAUUAAUACUGCGAAGAAAAAAAGUAAUAUCUACUGUAUUAAUCCAAACACACACCACACACAUAUGGGUGUGUCUGAGUGAGUGAGUGAGAAUCUGUGUGAGUGAGUGUGUGAGAGUGUGUGUGUGUGUUCUCUCUGAUGAAGCACAGCGGAAGCCUGAUUAUAACCACACACUACGCUGGCCAAAAGUUUCCUUUUUACUUUGUGAAUGGUUCGUGCUGUAGGGGUUUCGAUCUGUUGUAUACGCACUCUGUUUUCUAUUCGUUAAGAAGAAGAAGAAGAAAAAAAAAAAACAAUGGAAAUUAAAAAAAAAUUGAUGUUAAUAAAGUUGAAUAAUUGUUUUGGGGAAAUUUUUUUUCUACAA